AUGUUGCCGGAGAAAACUGGAGCAAAUGUGCAGCCGACAAGGGCCCAGACAAGAAAGCCUGGACGGCUGGCAAUCCACAGAACUAUCAACAAAAGAUCAACGGAUGGCGGAACAGACCCGCCCUUCAAAGAACUGCCUAUUCUGCAAUGGGAAGCACUGGGCAACAGUCUGCUGGCAAUCCAGUACCCAGUUGAACAAAGGAGCAUAGGAAUGAAUAAGCGCUAG
Molecule: messenger RNA, 225 nt
Organism: Cylicostephanus goldi
Lineage: Eukaryota; Metazoa; Nematoda; Chromadorea; Rhabditida; Strongylidae
Source: the annotation of a GenBank genome assembly